GACAAGAACACAGUCACGUGACUCGCUGGCCAUCGGUCCAAAAUGGCUGAAUCGAGCGUGUCUCCCGAAGACUCUUGGAGUAGAAGUGACCCAGCGUACAGUGACAAUGGCUUUGAUCCAGUGUUCCUUGCAGGUAGAACCAGGGAUGGAAGUAUAGUGUCCAGGGCUAACAGUAUGGGAUCCACUAGUACCUCUUCUGUACCAAACACAGCUGAUUACGUGACAGACAAUGAUUAUUCCCAAAAUGCAGAUGAUGAAGAUAGCGAUGACCGUCAUGAAACCGUCAAGGAUACUUACAAGGAUCGGCGGCGACAAGCCCACACGCAGGCUGAGCAGAAAAGGAGAGAUGCAAUCAAGAAAGGUUAUGAUGAUCUACAAGCAAUAGUUCCUACUUGUCAGCAGCAGGAUUUUGCCAUUGGAUUUCAGAAAAUGAGCAAAGCCACAAUUCUUCAAAAGACAAUCGAUUACAUUCAGUUUUUACAUAAAGAAAAGAAGAAACAGGAGGAAGAGCUGUCCACUCUUCGAAAAGAUGUCAUGGCUCUGAAGAUCAUGAAAGCGAAUUAUGAGCAGAUAGUGAAGGCUCAUCAAAACAACCCACAGCAGGGCAUGGACCAGGUCUCAGAUGAGGUUAAGUUUAAUGUUUUCCAGAGCAUCAUGGAUUCUUUGUUUCAGUCAUUUAAUGCUUCUAUCUCUGUAGCAAGCUUUCAGGAGCUUUCCGCUUGUGUCUUCAGCUGGAUCGAGGAGCACUGCAAACCAAAGACACUGCGAGAGAUUGUGAUUGGUGUACUACGUCAGUUAAAUAAUCAGCUGUAUUGAUCAUAUCUCAGAAGAAGAGGAGGGCUCCUCAGUCUUGAAGAACUGGUCUGCCUUCUGACUAAAAUUCUCUUACGCAUCUGAAAGAGCUUUACCUUGGAUUGCAGACCUAGAAGGAAGUGUCACCAUACUGCAUCAUCCAAAAUGACUUGAGAUCUGGAAGCAAUUCUGCAUUGCAGCACCUGUUUGAACUGAUGCUUUUAAGUGUCCUUUCAGAAAGACAUUUUAAUAGUGCUGUGAAAAUAUUUAUCGGAGAUUUUCUCCACCCAACAUACACACACAAAUUUUAUUUGGCAGGUUUAUACAGUACUGUUCCCAGCAAUCUCCCAAUGUUAAUAUUAGUCUUUGAAUUGUGAUGGUUCUUAUUUUUUAAGGCUUCAGGGAGUAAUCCUUAUAAUUUAAAAGGAACAGUGUUAAAUUUUUUACAGAAAUAUUUGAAAAAAUUUUGCAUUAUAUUUUAUUGUAGAUGAGGCUCCCAAUGCAGCUUCUGCAAGUCUUAGCAGAGUAAUUGAGCAAUGAUGCCAAAAGGUUUUUUACUGAACUGAUUUCUGUAUUAUGAUGAUUUUCCUGCAAGUCAAAUGAAUUCGUAACAUUUCAUAUCAAUACAGUACAUAAAGGAAAGAACUAAUAGCCCUAAGAAGCACACUUUGGAGUGACUGCUGGCAGCUUGAGUGACUACUUUCAUAAUUUUCUGCACAUUUUUAAAGCAAUUUACUCGGGUAUACUAACUGAUGGCGUACUGCAUUGCUGUUUAGUUCAAAAGUAGCCCUGGAAACGAUCUGUAACAAAAAUGAGCUCUGCAUUUUGCAUGUAUUUUUAAUUCUCCUAAAAUGGAAUUGUUUUAGGUGGUUUAUUAGAUGCAUCUCCUUUAAGUCUGCAGUUAUAUGUUUAAGAGCACAUCUGUGAUAAUUAUGAAGACUGCUGUUUGCUUUAAGUAUAACAGUUCCUGAUGAUUUUUAAAACAUAAAUUGCCUCCAUAUCGGAGGCUUAUUUUUUUUUUUUUUUGCUUUGUACUGAAUUUUAGUAAAUUUUGGACACUUUCUAUGACUUUGCUUUUUAUAUAGAUGUCUUGAAUGAAUUGUUUGAAUUUGGAUUUGCUGUCCAUGAUGUGUAUUAUUAUUCCUUUUUUCCCUUUAUGCAGUGUGUUAGCAAAGACAUUUAAAUCAAUGGUCAGAGUAGCAAAGCAGCUGGUGUACUGUUUGAAAUCAAGUGAUUAAUUAUUGUCUUCUUUUAUGUACUUUGAGUCAUCUCGUGAAAUGUGGAAUACAGAACAGCUUUGUCUUAUAUGUGACCUUUUUAGCCACAGACCAUUUUUGACCUGUAACCUCAAGUAACUUCACACCAGGUUUAGAAUACCUCGUCAUGUUGGUUAUUUGGUGUCAGAGCAGGUGAGGUAGGGAGUUGUAUAGCAUUGCUGCUUGAAGUCCAUUGUAGUGUCUUGUACUUUUUGGAGGCGGAGAAGCUGUAGCAUGACUUAGAUCUCAUUGUAAAGCUUGCUGAUAAACAAAACUGAGAAUUUGACCCUUUAAAGUUAGGAAGCAUAUUCCACGUGGAAAUGCAGUAGCCGUACUUAUUAAGACUUGCCUUUUUUUUUUUUUUUUUUUUUUUUAGGGGUGGGGUUAUCACACACACAAAAAAAAUGAAGUGAAAUACAUAGCAGUAGGGCCAGAAACCUUCUAAGGCUUAAGAUUAGGGAUGUACAAGAAAUAUUGGAAGCAUUUUACAUUGUUCACUUCAGCUGAUAGGUUUAUUGGGCUUUGGCUACGUAUUUUCUUGUAUUAAUCCCAUUGCUGGAAAAUGGCAAACUUUGUAGACAAUGGCAAUCUGUCUGCAAGCAAUAAAUCUGAUCUGUUCCAGAAAUAGCCUUC
Protopterus annectens (West African lungfish) is the source of this 2681-nucleotide messenger RNA. RefSeq names its product MAX dimerization protein MLX (gene MLX). Bases 43 to 816 code for a protein of 257 amino acids. The transcript is spliced from 8 exons. Gene Ontology annotation, cellular component: nucleus. Gene Ontology annotation, biological process: regulation of transcription by RNA polymerase II. Gene Ontology annotation, molecular function: RNA polymerase II cis-regulatory region sequence-specific DNA binding; DNA-binding transcription factor activity, RNA polymerase II-specific; protein dimerization activity. The record is from RefSeq and is a predicted model, not a curated record. Lineage: Eukaryota; Metazoa; Chordata; Ceratodontiformes; Protopteridae.